Messenger RNA from Nymphaea colorata (pocket water lily), 832 nucleotides. RefSeq names its product EPIDERMAL PATTERNING FACTOR-like protein 2. Lineage: Eukaryota; Viridiplantae; Streptophyta; Magnoliopsida; Nymphaeales; Nymphaeaceae. The transcript is spliced from 4 exons. The record is from RefSeq and is a predicted model, not a curated record. Gene Ontology annotation, biological process: stomatal complex development; guard cell differentiation. The coding region runs from base 363 to 746 and encodes 127 amino acids.
AAAAUACAUACAAGAAAAGCACCACACGCCAAGAGACGCCCAGCUGUGAUUUCAUGUCUCUUGUGGAAACUUAGCUGGGCGAUGUGGGUUAAGUCCCUUCACUGAUUCUGGAGGCAAAGAGUAUUGCUGAGGUUUCGUGGGCAUUCAUCAGAUAUCAUGCUUGUUCCGUCGACCGAACAACGUAUAUAUAUUAUGGUUAAAACUUAAAAGACGGCAUCAGUCUAGGCCACUCAGACUCUUUUCAAGAUCACCUGUAGGUCUCUCUGCUGCUUACCCCUCUUCCCUUUCCUUUGCUGCGCACCACUAUAAAGAUAAAAUCCGGAGGCCACCAACUAAACACCUAUUGCUCACUUUUCUUACUCAUGGACAGACGUUGCUGCCUUUACGUAUGUCUUCUCUCCUCUCUAGUGCUCCUCAUGCUCUUAAACCCAGCCCAGUUGAAGUUCCCUGUUGCAGGAAAAUCGCUGUCCACAUUGCUUGAUGAAUCUAAGGUUCAAGCUGCUGAGGGAGAAAGCAAGGUUGUUUACGGAGGAGGCAUGGUCAUAGGCUCAAGGCCUCCAAGAUGCCAGAGGAGGUGUGCUUCUUGUGGGCACUGCCGAGCGAUUCAGGUGCCGGCCGUCCCUCAAUUCAAGAACGGAGGAAGAGGCACCGUGGUGUCUUCCACAAAUGCAAUAGGUGCUGAUACAUCGAACUACAAGCCCAUGAGUUGGAAAUGCAAAUGUGGGGAUGUAAUCUACAACCCAUGAACGUCAAGUAACAACUCAGGCAGAAACAAAAAAUCAUGUCCUAUAAUUUUACAUACGUAAAUCCACCUUGUUAAAUUUUGUAUUCA